Poecile atricapillus (Black-capped chickadee) is the source of this 1331-nucleotide messenger RNA. RefSeq names its product epoxide hydrolase 3 (gene EPHX3). Bases 126 to 1307 code for a protein of 393 amino acids. Gene Ontology annotation, molecular function: hydrolase activity. NCBI's taxonomy places the organism in Eukaryota, Metazoa, Chordata, Aves, Passeriformes, Paridae. The record is from RefSeq and is a predicted model, not a curated record. The transcript is spliced from 9 exons.
UCCCCCCCUGUCGCGACAGGGGUGGUGACACAUCCUGGGGGCGCCACCCGGGCGGUGCCACCCGGGAAUUGGGACAGGCGGUGACAUCCGGGAACGGCAGCGCGGGGACAAGGUGUCCCCAGGUGAUGUCCCCGAUGUCCCCUCAGUGUCCCCCGGUGUCCCCUCAGUGUCCCCAGGUGUCCCCCCAGUGUCCCCCGGUGUCCCCGCUGUCCCCCCGCCUGUCGCGGUUCCUGCUGCUCCCCUCGCGGUUGCUGCUGGCGCUGCGGGCGCUGCUGGCCCGGGGGGGGCUCUUGGUGGCCGCGGUGGCCUCGGGGGUCGCCUUCGGGCUCUGGGGGGCGGCGCUGCUGCUGCGGGGACCCCGCGCGGGGCGGGGGCGGCGGCGGCGACCCCCGGGACAGGACGGGGACUGCGGGGAGCACCGGUACCUGCGGCUGAGGGGCUCGGGGCUGCGUCUCCAUUACGUCACUCGGGGCCCCCCCGGCGCCCCCCUGGUGCUGCUGCUCCACGGCUUCCCCCAGAACUGGUCCUGCUGGCGUCACCUGAUGCAGGAGUUCAGCCCCCGGUUCCGGUUGGUGGCCCUGGACCUGCGGGGCUACGGGGACUCGGAGAAGCCCCCGGGCAGGGCCAGCUACCGCCUGGAGCUGCUGCUCGGGGACAUCCGUGACGUCAUCGAGGCGCUGGGGACACCGCGGGGGACACCGCGCUGCGCCCUGGUGGGACACGACUGGGGAGGGGUCCUGGCCUGGGAGGUGGCCUCGAGUCACCCGAACCUGGUGGAGAAACUGGUGGUGAUGGACGCGCCGCAGAGGGGAGUGAUGGCAGAUUUCGUGCUCCGUCACCCAUCGCAGCUGCUCCGCUCCUGUUACAUUUUCCUGUUCCAGCUGCCCUGGCUGCCCGAGCUGCUCCUGUCCCUGGACGACUUCCAGAUGCUGAGGACGUUCCUGUGCAGUUCCUGGAGCGGGAUCCAGGACCCGGCCCGGCGGCUCUCGGAGCGGGACCUGGACUCGUACCUGGGGGGGCUCGCCCAGCCCGGGGGGCUCAGCCCCCCCCUGCACUAUUACCGGAACCUGUUCCGGGCCACGCCCAUCCCCCGGGAGCCGCCCCCUCCCCCCACGCUGCUGCUCUGGGGCUCCCGCGACGCCUUCCUGGACCCGCGCCUUGGCCCCGCCCACCUGCGCUGGCUCCGCCCCCCGGCGCGGCUGCGCGUCCUGCCCGGCGCCUCCCAUUGGCUGCCCGAGGAGAGGCCCCGCCUCCUGGCAGAGCUGAUUGGACAGUUCCUCGAGGAAGGGGGCGGGGCGGGGGAGUAGCCGGGGGGGGGGGUUGGGGGGGCU